Vespa mandarinia (Asian giant hornet) is the source of this 3640-nucleotide messenger RNA. Its product is annotated as esterase E4-like. The record is from RefSeq and is a predicted model, not a curated record. Lineage: Eukaryota; Metazoa; Arthropoda; Insecta; Hymenoptera; Vespidae.
CUCAAUAUUUCCUCUAGCGCAUUCGUCGUGUCCGACAAAAUUCUUUCAAUAUCUAGAUACAACGUCUCAAUAUAGCAAUAUUAAUACGUAUGUUAUUUAUAAAGAAAAACUAUUAAAAAGAAUCCUUCGAGAAAAAUGUUGAAAACGAUCGGGCUCAUUGUUUUGAGCGCGUUUUUCGUUUUUACAAUUGCGGAUGAUUCGACAUCGGAAAAUCCAAUAGUAGAAGCACCCAUUGGAAAGAUUCGUGGAUCGAUCUUAACUUCGAGAUUGGGUAGAAAAAUCUAUUCGUUUCGAAGUGUGAGGUAUGCCGAACCUCCAGUCGGUCAACAAAGAUUUCAGGUUGCUAUACCAGCAAAAGAUUGGAAUGAAAUCUACGAUGGUACUGAAGAAGGACCUGCAUGUAGUACCAUAACCGAGACAUCUAUAUCCGAGGAUUGUUUACGUUUGAAUGUCUACACAACUAAAUUACCAUCGAAAAAUACAAAAGAUGGAAAUUUCAAAGGACGUCCAGUUCUGGUCUUCUUCCAUCCUGGUGGCUUCUACCUCUUUUCUGGUCAAUAUCGAUUUUUUGGUCCUGAAUAUAUCAUGGAUAAGGACAUCGUCCUAGUGACAUUGAACUAUCGGCUUGGAACUUUAGGUUUUAUAAGUACAGGAGAUUCGCUUGCACCAGGAAAUUUGGGCUUGAAGGAUCAAGUCGUAGCCCUUCGUUGGAUUCAGAGAAAUAUUGCAGCAUUCGGAGGAGACCCCAACUCGGUUACUAUUGGUGGUUACAGUGUCGGAAGCAUAGCUGUGUUAUUACAUAUGUUAUCACCAAUGUCAAAGGGUCUCUUCCACAGAGGAAUUGCAAUGAGUGGUUCUCCUAUAGCAUUAGAACCACUACCGACAGAACAGAAACACAUAGCCAAGAAACAGGCAGAAUUAUUAGGUUGUCCAACAGACACAACAGGAUCCAUGUUGAUCUGUUUAAAAUCUAAACCAAUCGAACGAUUUACUGAAACUAUGCCGCAACUUUUCGAAUGGUAUUGGAAUCCGAUGACAGUAUGGUCAGUGGUCGUAGAGCCAGAUAUACAGGGUGUUGAAAGAUUUUUAACUGCUCAACCUAUCGAUUUGAUCAGAGAAGGCAAAAUUCACGAAGUCCCUCUCAUUAUUGGUACUACCAAAGACGAAUUUGGUGGAUUGGUUACCGCUAUCGAAAGAUUAGUAAAAGCAGGAAAUACUUCGAUAUUGGAUGAUCUAAAUGCAAGGUGGGAUACUUAUGCGCCUAUCAGUUUUAUGUACGAAAGAGAUACACCUCGUUCGAAACAUAUCAGUCAAGAAUUACGACAAUUCUAUUUCGGAAAUAAACCGAUCAGUCGAGAAUCAUAUGAUGGAAUAGGACAGAUCAAUAGCGAUAGUAUUGUCGUAUUCCCAGUGCUUCGUGCCGCACGAUUGAUUGCUGAUAAUAGUAAACUUCCAGUCUAUUUCUACAGAUUUUCAUACGACGGACGUUUCAGUUUCUCUACAUGGAACGAUACUACUCCAUACGGAACACCUGUACACCACGAUGAUCUGCAAUACUUAUUUUACAUGAGUGCCGUUUUCCCUUACUUCAACGCAUCCGAUCCGGAAAUUCAAAUGGUUGAACGUUACACUGCAAUGUGGGCAAAUUUCGUAGAAACCGGUGAACCCAUUCCGAACAAUGAUAAGAUGUUUAACAACGUUAAGUGGGAGAGAUUCACAAAGGAGAAUGAUAAAUAUUUAAACAUUGAUUUACAUCCCACUAUGAAACAGGGUAUCUUUCCCGAAAGAAUGGCUCUAUGGGAACGAUUGUUCCCUUUGCCACCACCGUCUCACUCCAUCGAUUAUCAGAAAAGUAGAAAAACUAUUAAAAAGAAUCCUUUGAGAAAAAUGUUUAAAACAAUCGGGCUCAUUGUUUUGGGCGCGUUUUUCGUUUUUACAAUUGCGGAUGAUUCGACAUCGGAAAAUCCAAUAGUAGAAGCACCCAUUGGAAAAAUUCGUGGAUCGAUCUUAACAUCGAGAUUAGGUAGAAAAAUCUAUUCGUUUCGAAGUGUGAGGUAUGCCGAACCUCCAGUUGGUCAACAAAGAUUUCAGAUUGCCAUACCAGCAAAAGAUUGGAAUGAUACAUACGAUGGUACAAAGGAAGGACCUGCGUGUAGUACUUUAAGCAAGACACCUAUAUCCGAGGAUUGUUUACGUUUGAACGUCUACACGACCAAAUUACCAUCGAAAAAUACAAAAGAUGAAAAUUUCAAAGGACGUCCAGUUUUGGUCUUCUUCCAUCCUGGUGGCUUCUAUAUCUUUUCUGGUCAAUAUCGAUUUUUUGGUCCUGAAUAUAUCAUGGAUCAGGACAUCGUCUUAGUGACAUUGAACUAUCGGCUUGGAACUUUAGGUUUCAUAAGUACAGGAGAUUCGCUUGCACCAGGAAAUUUGGGCUUGAAGGAUCAAGUCGUAGCCCUUCGUUGGAUUCAGAGAAAUAUUGCAGCAUUCGGAGGAGACCCCAACUCGGUUACUAUUAGUGGUUACAGUGUCGGAAGCAUCUCUGUGUUAUUACACAUGUUAUCACCAAUGUCAAAAGGUCUUUUCCACAAAGCAAUUGCAAUGAGUGGUUCUCAUAUACUAUUAGAACCAAUCCCAACAGAGCAAAAACAUUUAGCCAAAAAACAAGCAGAAUUAUUAGGUUGUCCAACAGACACAACAGGAUCCAUGUUGAUCUGUCUAAAAUCGAAACCAAUCGAACGAUUUACUGAAACUAUGCCGCAAUUUUUCGAAUGGUAUGGUGAUCCAAUCUUGAUAUGGAAAUGGGUCGUAGAGCCAGAAAUACAAGGUGUUGAAAGAUUUUUAACUGGUCAACCUGCCGAUUUGAUCAGAGAAGGCAAGAUCCAUGAAGUUCCUCUCAUCAUUGGUAUCACCGAAGGCGAAUUUAGUGGAGUCGUUACAGGCAUCGAGAGAUUAUUCAAAGCAGGAAAUACUUCGAUAUUUGAUAAUCUAAAUACAAGAUGGGAUACCAUUGCGCCCAUCAGUUUUAUAUACGAAAGGGAUACACCUCGUUCCAAACAUAUCAGUCAAGAAUUGCGAAAAUUCUAUUUCGGAGAUCAACCAAUCAGUCGAGAAUCAUACAAUGGAAUAGCUAAUAUCUACGCUGAUAGCAUUAUCAUAUUCCCAGUGCAUCGUGCCGCUCAAUUGAUUGCUGAUAAUAGUAAACUUCCAGUCUAUUUCUACAAAUUUUCAUACGAAGGACGUUUCAGUUUCGCCAUGUGGAACGAUACAACUCCAUACGGACCACCUGUACACCACGAUGAUCUGCAAUACUUAUUUUACAUGAGUGCCGUUUUCCCUUACUUCAACGCAUCCGAUCCAGAAAUUCAAAUGGUUGAGCGUUACACUGCAAUGUGGGCAAAUUUCGUAGAAACCGGUGAACCCAUUCCAAACAAUGAUAAGAUGUUUAGCAACGUUAAAUGGGAGAGAUUCACAAAGGAGAAUGAUAAAUAUUUAAACAUUGAUUUACAUCCCACUAUGAAACAAGGUAUCUUUCCCGAAAGAAUGGCUGUAUGGGAACGAUUGUUCCCUUUGCCACCAACAUCUCACUCCAUCGAUUAUCAGAAAAGUCAAUAAAAUUUUGUCUAUAAUAUCAUAAUGCAAU